CUCUUCACAAGAAUUUUCUUAGAAUUAGAGACAACGCCGAGAAGAGGAAACCUUUGCAACCCUUUCUCCCAGAAGAAUGUAUUUUUUGGUGAUCCUGGCUUUUCUAGGACGAAUUACGGGUGAGACUUUCUUUCGUCAUUAUGAAAAUGGAAAUUUCACACUUAAGUGCAAUGGAACAGUGGCUAAUGAGAAGGAAACAAUUUGGUAUGAAGCUGAAGAAUCUCUGCAAGAAUUCCAAGUAAUCAACUACUGCAGUAAUCAACAGCCCAAAGUAAUCAAUGGACCAAACAAAUGCUCUGAUAAAACAAAGUGUACAAACCAAUUAUCAACUUCUGAUUCCAAAGGUGGUGGGGUAUUUGCAUGCGAGCAAUUUACAAAUACUGGAACAUCACAGACUUGCCCACUUUUUACCAGUGUGACUCACUGCAGACAUUAUAACUUUUUUAUUGUGGUGAUAAUAAACAUGACCGCAGAUAAGGAGACAUUUGAGAACAUUCCGUCAAAAUCACAUGAUAAUCAUUUAGUAGAAGAAGAAAGUAACUUCACUCUCUCUUGUGAAUUUCAAAUGAAGCAACCAAAACAAACAUUUGUUAUAUAUUGGAUCAAAUAUACAGAAACAAGCAAAUGCCUGUUUUCUGCUGCGAGAGAGCAGUAUACUUUGUCGUAUAAUACACAUUGCUGUAUUGAUGAGAUGAUCGAAGGACGACUAGUGAACUAUACAAGCUUAGAUUCAGAAGAGAAACAUGUAGUCCAUAAUAUGACCAUCUUGAAUGUUACUGACUCUGACAGUGGAACUUAUUUAUGUGUUGUAAAUUCCUGGGCAAGAAAUAAACAUGUGUGGAAGAUUGCAAAUAACCUUUCUAUAGAAGUGAGGAAUCAAGCCAUUCCAUCCUCUGCUUCCGUGCCAUUGUAUGCCGCCACAGGAUUGAUCGUAGGGAUUAUUAUCAUCAGUGGGAUAGCGUGGUUGAUCUAUAAAAAGAAAAUCAAAUCAAAAGGUAGGAAAAGUGAAAUUAGUAAGUAAGAUCUGCAGGAAUAUUUUAACUGUUGAAAUUUUACAGUGUGUUUCAUUUAUCUUUUAUAGGAAAGCCAUCUGCACAACU
Messenger RNA from Gopherus flavomarginatus (Mexican gopher tortoise), 1100 nucleotides. RefSeq lists its product as uncharacterized. The record is from RefSeq and is a predicted model, not a curated record. The transcript is spliced from 4 exons. The coding region runs from base 77 to 1021 and encodes 314 amino acids. NCBI's taxonomy places the organism in Eukaryota, Metazoa, Chordata, Testudines, Testudinidae.